Molecule: messenger RNA, 2867 nt
Organism: Hydra vulgaris (swiftwater hydra)
Lineage: Eukaryota; Metazoa; Cnidaria; Hydrozoa; Anthoathecata; Hydridae
Source: RefSeq, a predicted model, not a curated record
UAAGAUUUUUAAGAUUUAAGUAAAAAAAUAUUUUGUUUACUAAUCUCUUAACUUCCAAUGACAUUGCAAGUUGGCACAUUGCCAAUGUGCAACCAGGAAAUGGAAUCAGAUCAUUCAAAGAAGCUUUGUGGGAAAAAAAGAAACUGCUCAAAAAUUUCUGGUCAUUCAUCAAAAUGUAAUAGUAAACGUUCCUUUAAUGAGUCAUUCUUAUUUAACAAGACUAAACUAAUAAGUAAUUUUAAUCGUGAAAAGGAAGGAAUAUCUAUAUUGCAAGAAUUAUUGAAAACUAAAGAGACAGAGCAUUUGUUAUUGUUAGAAAAAAUUCAACAAAAAGAAAUAGAAUAUCAAAGCAGUUGCGAAAAAUCAACUUUACAGAGUCAAAAAAACAAUAAGUUACAUAAUGCUUAUACAAAAUUGCAACUGUUAUUAAAUGAAACGGAGUCAGAAUAUUUGAUAUUGGUAGACAAAGUUAAACAGAAAAAAAUAGAACUACAUAAUCUUUGCGAAAAUACUUUUAUACAGAGUCAAAAAAAUGAUGGACUACUUUUAAGUUAUAAGCAAGUUUCUAUUCUAUUUGAAAAGAAAGGUUAUGCACAAACAAGAAAAGAAAAUGUGCCAACUGAUGCCUCAAUGAUAUACAGUAAUGUGAGAUCUGCAAAAUACAGACGGCGCCAUGAUUCAUAUAAUGUUAUGAAGUAUAUCCAUGGUGGCCACCGAGGCCUGAUUUAUGGGUGUUGGGAUUUAUUAGUUACUUCUGCCACUUCAAAAGGUAUGGAAGAAUUUUUAUUAUCCUACAAACGUGGUCAAUUUCUUCAAAAACUUUAUUGCAGAAUAAAUGCUAAAGGAGCACAGACAGAGCAUGCAUUGAAAGAAGCUGUUGCCAAAAAGUACACAGCCCAUCUUUCUAGUCGUAAGUACUCACUUUACACACAGCUUUCAAAAUCAUACUACUAAAAAUGGUAUUAACAUUGACUACGGUGAAUAUAAUAUUGAUAUUAAAACGAAGGCUAUAUCAAACAAAGCUGUUACUCAGUUUGUAAAUUCUUUAAACAUUGGUGAUGUAAGUGUAAUUGCCAGAUGUUGUGGUGCCUCUCGAACUAUAACAAUAAAUCUGAAAUCAUUGUUUAAUUACAAUGAUUUCAGAUUUAUUGUUAUAAAUCUGAGAUGGUUUAAUGACAAUAAAAAUCACUAUGUUGUUGAAUUCUCUGAUGAUGGAGCUCCUGAAUCAAAAGAAAAAACUAUGUCUAUUGGAACACUGUCUUUUUUAAACUUUGGUGAAAGAAUUCGAAGCCGCCAAUUUCACUAUCUUCUGCAUGAAGUAACAGCUGGGGAAAAGGAUGAUGUAUGUAAGAUGCUUUGGAGACAACACACUGAUGAAAUGUUGCUUAUUGAAGGAAACACAUUUAAUAUCAUCAAUGAAAAAUCAACAUUUGAAUUUAUACCAUCAGCUGAUACUGCAUGGGUAGUAUUUGCUAGUAAUUGUUUAUCAUGCAGUGCAACUUACCCAUCACCAUUUGCAAAUGUGCAUAAAGCUCAACUUAAUAAACGUGGUGCAACAAUUAGUCGUGGUAGUGAUACAACAUUUUCAGUGCCCACUACAAAAUCACGGAAACUUGAAAUAAAAAAGUUAGAGCAUUUAAAAAAAACGUUUUCUUCCACUUCAAAAGAAAAGUUACAGCACAAAAUGAUAUUAGAAUUUAUGGCUAGCAAUGGGAUAAGGCAGCUAGGAGAUCCUGUGAUUGGUGAGUUUGCUGAUCGAUUUUAGCCAGAACCUCUACAUUUAGAAAUCAACAGUUGGCAACAUUUGCUAGGUAAUAUUUUAAUCUUCAUUUUUAGCAUAGUCACAAGAAUUAACAGUCUAAAAAAAAAAGCGGUUUCUAUUUUUAUACCGUUUUAUGUUGAAACUCAUAACAAUGAUCCUCUGAAGGUGCACAAAAAAGUAAAUUAAACUUUAUUUAACAUUACUCUCCUUAAAAGUUUGAACUGGAGAUUCGUUUUGAGAUUUAAUGUGAAUAGUUUUUAAAAAAUUUUGAUAUGAAUUAUUUUUUUAUUCUGUUAGAAAAGAUUAACUUUAAAAAUCUAUUUUACAUAGCUGAAGUAGAAUUUUAUAAUGAUAUAUAAAAACAUAUAUUUAAUAUAUAUAUAUAUGUAUCAGGGAUGCGAAGUCCCAUCGAUUUUUUGGGACUCCGGGACUCCGGACUCCGAGCUCAAAAAUCAUGGACUCCACGGACUCCGACUCCGGACUCCGGACUCCGUAAUAAUUUUUUUUUUCUUCAUUUAAAUAUGGGGUUUUUAUUAUUUGGAACUUUUACGCGAAAGUUCCGGAAAAAUGAAAGGGUACCAAUAAUAUUUUCUCUUAUGAAUUAUAUAUAUAUUUAUUUUAUGUACCCUAAGAAGUCCUUACGGUCUUAUAACAGCGCACCUUAGAAAAGCAAUUAAAAGGAAAUUCACUCCUACUUCCUAACCGAUGUCGCAAAACCAAAGGUGGGUUUGAACCACGGAUCCCUUAUUUUUUUUAGGAAAGUGCGCUACCACUGAGCCACGGCUGCUUAAACCCAAAAGUUAAUUUGUCCCGCUUUUGCUGGAUCGUAAGAAUUUAUAAGAACAAUACAACUCCAAAGAUUUUUAUUUGAUUUGUAUUGUCGCACUCAAUUUCUCAGAUUAUUUGAAACGACAUGAUCAUAAAAUUAUAAAAAGAUUUAAAUGCUUAUUUGCAUUAAUUACACGCUAAAUUAAAAAGUUAUAAGGACAAAAUAUUAUAAUAUUUACAUCAUCAAAAAACGUUUAAAUAAAAAACUCGUUUGUUCGUAAAAAAAGCAUAUCAUCAAUUAAAUCAGACGUAAAUCGACUACGAUGGUCUGGUGUCA